GCGUAGUAGCGGGGCCGCGGCAGCGCCCGCCCGUUGUGUUGCUGUUGCCGCCCGCCAUCUUGUCGCCAGCGCUGCUGCCGGCGGGGCUGAGCCGCGGGGGCGGCGCGGCGCCUGCGGCCGGGCCGAGGAGCGGGCGGGCGGCGGCGGCGGCGGCCGGGUCCGCGCCAUGAGCAUCGAGACGCUGCUGGAGGCCGCGCGCUUCCUCGAGUGGCAGGCGCAGCAGCAGCAGCGGGACGCACGUGACGAGAAUGAGAAGCACGAGAAGCUCCGCCUGGAGCGAGAGCAGGAGCAGCGGAAGGCCAGCGCGCCGCGGGCCAACCAUGCCGUCCCCCUGGAGGAGCCGCGGGGCGAGCUGCUGCUGCCCAUCUCGCCCCCCGCCCCGGCCCCGCCGCCGCCCCCGCCGCUGGCAGCCCCCAUCUCCGUCAUCCCCAUCCCGGUGGUCGCCAGCCCCCCGCAGCCGGCAGCCCAGGCCGCACUGUCCCCACCGCUCGCGCAGCGCCACCAGCCCCUCGUAAGCACUCCGGGCGUCACCAAGGAGGUGCCCGCGGUGGCUCCGGUCAUCCAGCGGCCGCCGGGCCCGCUGCUGGCAGACGGCAAGGCCGCCACCCCGCCGUCGGGCAGCCCCAAGCAGCUCCAGCACUACGCGGCGCCCGUCCUGGCCAUCUCGCAGCACCAUGUGGUUCAGCAGCCCAUCCAGCCCCAGCCCCUGCAGCACCCGGGAGCCGCCCCGCAGCUCGGCGCCCUGAAGCUGGCUCCAGCGGAGGACGUGAAACCGAACGAGCAGAAGAAGCGGCCCGGAGGGGUUGGGACCAGGGAAGUACAUAAUAAAUUGGAGAAGAACAGACGUGCGCAUUUGAAAGAAUGCUUUGAGACAUUAAAACGCAACAUCCCCAACGUCGACGACAAGAAGACCUCAAACCUCAGCGUCCUAAGGAGUGCCUUGCGAUACAUCCAGACUUUAAAGAGAAAGGAAAAAGAAUAUGAGCACGAGAUGGAGCGGCUGGCAAGAGAGAAGAUUGCUACCCAGCAGCGACUGGCAGAAGUGAAGAAUGAGUUGAGCCAGUGGAUGGACAUCAUGGAGAUCGACAGAAUUAUUCGACAGACAGUUCAGCCAGAGGAUGACCAGGCAUCUACCUCGACAGCAUCAGAGGGUGAAGACAACAUGGAUGAAGACAUGGAAGAUGACAGGCCAGUGAACUCUUUACCAAAACUCACCCAGCGCCAGCACCCAGAGCUCCUGAAAGCCGUCCCUUCAAAUGCUGCUUCCCAUCACCCAGCAGUUUUGCCUCAGCACCUGUCUAUCCAGCAGAAACAAACCCCAGCCCACGCACAGCCUCCCAUCCAGACACAAGCACUGGUCCAGCCGCAGGCGAUCGUCCCAGCACAGACUCACAUCGUGGCGGCUUCGACCGUGCAAUCGACUGUUAUUGCCCACACCGCCACUACCCACGCCUCGGUCAUUCAGACUGUCAACCACGUGAUUCAGGGUCCACAGACCAAGCACAUUGCUCACAUUGCACCUUCCACGUCCAGCCCUGUGCAACUUACCACUGCUGCUCAGCCUAUCGGCCACAUCACUGUGCACCCAGCCACCAUCAACCACAUGGCCCACCUCGGCCAGCAGCUGCCCAUCUACCCUCAGCCCGUGGCCGUCAGCCAGCCUGUGGUGAGCCACAUCGCUCACACUAUCUCUCACCAGCAAGUGAAUGGAACCACAAGCCUUGGCCAGCAAGCGGUGAUGGCCAAGCCUGCUGUAGGAACCCAAGUUGUCCAUCACCCGCAGUUGGUUGGGCAGACGGUCCUAAACCCGGUGACUAUGGUAACCAUGCCAUCAUUCCCAGUGAGCACACUGAAGCUGGCCUAGAGAGGAUCGUCCGACGGCGCAGUCGUUGUUGGGAACCUUUCCUAAACUCCAUACAUUCCAACCACGUCCGACUCCGCGGGAGGGAAGUGCAGCAAACUCGGAGUGGCGGGGUGUGCGGGGCUGGGGCUGGCUCAGCCAGCCCGGCCGCGAGCCUGCCGGUGAUAGCGAGACGGGGCCGCUCUGCACUUGGGUUUUGCUAAUCCGAGAAAACUUCAAAGACAGUUGUUCAUGGUGAUUUUUUUUCCUUUUAUGUGUAAUCGGUGAAAUAUGGAUAUGAUGUUCUUAAGACGUUAAUUUUCCCCUUUUAUGUGUUGCUUCUUUGUAGAAUAAAAUUGCUGAUCUCUUUAUUGAGACAUUGCGUAGAAUGGGAAAAAAUCAUAGAAGUCUAUAUUUAUAUAUAUGUGUGUAUGUGUGUGUAUAUAUAUGUAUAUACAUAUAUAUAUAUAAAUAUAACAUUUGAAGAAGGCCUUUUGUAAGGUUGAUUAUUUUGCAGGAUUAUUAGACAAAAUUCAUUUUUGGAGGAAGAAGACAGAGUGUCCUCUCUAAACAAGAAACUUUAAGAUAGAUGGUUUGGUGGACCAGGGUACAUAUACAGUGACAAAAAAUGCGUUAAAGGUAUUUCCCGUCAAUAUAUUUCAAAAAAAACAUCUAAAAUCACUGUGACUUGUUAUGGCAUUUCAAGGAAAUUCUCCUACCUACUGAAAGGAAGAAGGCAAAAAUGCCAGGAGGCCUGCGUGGAUGAACAAGGUCUCCUGAUGAGCUCCUGGACAAACUCCAACAUAAAAAGGAAGCCUCCAGAGGGUGGUAGGAAGGAAGGACAGGUAGCCUGGGAGAAAAUAGAGAGAAAUUGUCUGAGCAGCCAGGGGUCAGAUUAGGAGAGCUAAGGCCCUGAUAGAAUUAAAUGUGGCCAGGGACAUUAAGGGCAACAAGAAAAGUUCUGUAGAUACAUCGGUGAUAACAGGAAGACUAGGGAAAAUGUGGGCCCUCUCCAGAAGGAAUCGGGAGACCUGGUUGCCCAGGAUAUGGAGAAGGUUGAGGCACUCAGUGAGUUUUUUGCCUCAGUCUUCACUGUCAGGAGCUCUAGCCACACUGCCCAAGUCCCAGAAGACAAAGGCAGGGACUGGGAGCAUGAAGAAGUGCUCAGCGUAGGAGAAGAUCAGGUUCGAGACCAGCUGAAGAACCUGAAGGUGCACAAGUCAUGGGACUUGAUGAGAUACAUCCAUGAGUCCUGGGGGAACUGGCAGAUGAAGUUGCUAAGCCACUAUCCAUCAUAUUUGAGAAGCUGUGGCAGUUUGAUGGAGUUCCCACUGACUGGAGGAGGGGGAACAUAGCCCCCAUUUUUUAAAAUGGGAAAAAAGGAAGACCCAGGGAGCUACAGGCCAGUCAGUCUCACCUCUGUGCCCAGUAAGAUCAUGGAGCAGAUCCUCCGGGAAAUUAUGCUAAGGCACAUUGAAAAUGAGGUGAUUGGUGACAGCCAGUGUGGCUUCACUAGGGGCUAAUUGUGCCUGACAAACCUGGUGGCCUUCUUUGAUGGGGUUACAGCGUUGGUGGAUAAGGGAAGAGCAACUGACAUCGUCUACCUGGACUUGUGCAAAGCAUUUGGCACCAUCCCACACAAUGUCCUUGUCUAUAAACUGGAGAGACCUAGCUUUGAUGGAAGGAUCACUUGGUGAUGAAGGAAUUGGGUAUGGACGGGCAUGCUCAAGGAGUUGUGGUGAGCAGCUUGAUGUCCAAGCUGAGAAGAGCGAUGAGUGGUGUUCCUCGGGGGGUACAAGGACCGGUGCUGCUUAACAUCUUUGUCAGCAACAUGGACAGUGGGAUCAAGUGCACCCUCAGCAAGUCUGCAAGCCCCAAGCCGAGCGGUGCGGCCGACACGCUGCAGGGAGGGGAUGGCACCCAGGGGACCGGCAGGCUGAGAGGUGGGCCUGGGCAAACCUCGUGAGGCCAAGCGCAAGGUGCUGCAGCUGCGUUAGGGCAGUCGCGAGCACAAACAGGCUGGGUGGAUUGAGAGCAGCCCUGAGGAGAAGGACCUGGGGGUCCUGGUGGACGAGAAGCUCGGCAUGAGCCGGCAGUGGGCACUUGCAGCCCAGAAAGCCAGCCAUACCCAGCGCUGCACCAACAGCAGUGUGGGCAGCGGGGCAGGGAGGGGAUUGUGCCCCUCUGCUCCGCUCUGUGACACCCCCUGGAGCCUGUGGUCAGCUCAGGCCCCCGGCACAAGAAGGACAUGGACCUGCUGGAGUGGGUCUAGAGGAAGGACACGAAGAUGAUCAAGGGGCUGGAGCCCCCUCCUGCGAAGACAGGCUGAGGGAGUGGCGCUGCUCAGCCUGGGGAAGAGGAGGGUCCGGGGGGGCCUUAUAGCACCCUUCCAGGGGGCCUACAAGAAGGCUGGAGAGGGACUUCUUGCAAGGGCACGUAGUGAUAGGACAGGGGGUAAGGUCUUUAAGCUGAAAGAGGAUAGAUUUAGAUGAGAUAUAAGAACAAAUUCUUUGCUGUGAGGGUGGCGAGGCCCUGGAGCAGGCUGCCCAGAGAAGCUGUGGAUGCACCGUCCCUGGAGGUGUUUGGUGGUUGGAAGGAGCUGUGGGCAGCCUGAUCUAGUGGGACGUGUCCCUGGCCAUGGCAGGGGGGUUGGAACCGGAUGAUCUUUAAGGUCCCUUCCAACCCAAACUGUUCUAUGGUUCUUUGAAUACACAACCGGACUUCAUUUGUUGCAGUUUUAUAAAUUACUUGACUUUUAUAGCUAUGUCAAAAAAAAAAAAAAAAGUUUGUUAUUAAUGGAAGACAGUGUUUUGUUCAGAUGUUUUUGGUGGGGUUUGUUUUUUGGUUUGACUUGGUUUUGCUAAUGCAAUAAUUGGUUUUUCAGAAUUCUCUGCUUGGCCCUCCCAGUUUCAGGAUUCCUUGUGCCAGUCCCAAGCCCCAGGUUUCUUGGGUUUAUUUUUAUUUUUUACAGAGGCAGACACUUUGUGCUAGCAACUUGCAAUGUGUUCAUCUGGCCUGAUAGAACGGAACUUGGGACAAGAAGACCAACAGAAAUUUAAUUAAUUUGCUGCAUGGGUUACUUUUCUUUGUUAGUUUGUUCCUGAACUGACCACACUUUAGUGUGGAAGUUAAUGGAUUAGAGGAGGGAUAAAUGUGCAUGUGAUAUCUUCCAAAGUGCAAGCAAUUUUGACAUCUUUUUUUCUUUUGGGGAAAAAAAUAGUCUUGUGUAGGAUAACGGUAUAGUCCACAAACUCAGUAUGCAUAACCUGACAGUGAGUCUUACAGACUACAGUGAGACGUGCACCAAAGAAACCCCACAUCCUAAGUAACCACCUUGUUCCAUCUUUUCUGGUAGUGAGGUCAGAUCUCGUUGCAGUUAAUGGCAAACUCCCGCUGAGAGUGAGGGAUACUGAUUGCUGGUCCCUGCCAGGCUGCCUGGGAGGUUGCUUUGGAUGUGUUUUAUUGCUGACUGAAUAUUCUGCUCCUUGCACUGUUCUGUCUGUAUUGCUACUGUUCAUGAUCUUUCUGUUCCUUGCACCAUUUUGCAUGUAGUAUUACUAUUAACGUUCUAUUUUCCAUCUUCCUCUCUUCCUAAAAACAAAAGCUCUGAAGUCCUUAAUGCAGGUAAAAUUCCCGUUGUAGCCAGGGGACGUUCUCCUUGAGGCAGGAUGAGAGGAUGGUCCCUGCUAGCAUCCAACCAGUUACACUUUGGAAAUGACACCCAUUCAGAGGAGGAGGUAAGACGGGGUUGAGCAGUCAUGAGACCACCUUCACUGUGCUAGCCAGCUAAAUCUAGUUUUGAGUUAAGAUCUUCCACAGGAGGACUUGAUCUGUAGUCUGUCCAAAAUGCCUGUCAGCUCCAGCAGGACUUUAGCUUGGUUGUGGACUGCUGUAAACAGUGGCAGGGGUAAAUUAAAAAAAAGCUUGCCAGUUCUAGACUGCCCAUACUAUAGUUGAAACUGUGCUGGAGGUGGCAGUAAUUACUGCAAACAGGAAUCAAGUGUGAUUGUGCCUUCUGAGCAGUCAUGGCUGAAAAUUGCAUUAAAUCUGUAUUUAUUAAGCUGUGGGUUGCUCAGGAGUUAGUACUGGUUUUGUUUGUUUGCUUUUUCUUUCCUUGCAUCCUCAAGUCCAGGAAACUUUUCCUCAUGUUGCUAGCACAGUUUCUACAGCAGAAUGGACAAAUCUUUAAGGAUUCCGUAUCCUUGAACCACAUUUAAAUAGGUUGUUCACCCUCACGUUUAGUCUGCCAUUAAUGCUAUGGGGAAAAGGGAGUCACCACAGCUUUAUUGUCUCCCCUGCACAUUCAGGUGCUUGGCUGAGACAGUUGUGUUCUGUGUGCCAGUGGGAGCCUUUAGGUGGUAUUUCUGGAGAUGGGUGUUUGAAAGCAGGACAGUUACUCUUCAUCAGAGACUCUUGAAAAAGGAGUACUUGCAGCAGGGUCACCUCCCUUCCUAGGCAGACCUGCACGGCUUUGUCUUCUGCAGUUGUGUCAGGAGGAGGAGGAAGCAGCCUUCUGUCAUUCUUCUUUGCUGUUCCAAAUCAUGGAGCCAUGCAAAAUAACAAAAAUCAAGGCAGAAAGUCUAAUUUCUGGCCAACAAUGGCUGAGCUUAUUGAAGAAGAAAAAACCCUGCUUGGGAAGCGGAGCUUAGCAGUGCAUGGCUGCUGCGAACACAACAGCAGCUGGGCACCAGGAGUGAGCCCCUUCCUCCCCAGGACAUCGUUCCCCUUUUGCAGGUGUUGACAGAGAGGUACAGCAGCAAUAUUUACACGUUUGUCCUGUGCUUUUUACGUGGAGUUUUGAAUGAUGGCCUGCUCUCUGCACUGAAAAUUUAGCUAAUUCCAUUGGCUUCUUACCCCAGGAGAGCUGGUACUGGGUCACUGGCAGUGCCACAGACAGUUACUCCUAAAUUGUGCAGUGCCCUGUCAGUGUUUCCACAGUAAAAUACGUAGGAGAUUGAGAGAAGGGUUCCCAUUUCAUUUAAUACAGACAGAAGAGCUUUCUGGUGGAUUAAUGGCCUUCACCUUACGGACACGAGAUCCCACUGACCUCUUCAUCUUUUACUCCCUUAUGGUUUGAAGGUAUCAGUGUCACUAGCCCUGCUCACACGUAAGUCCUGCUUUUGCCACUUUUCCUCUCUCCCUUGGCUUUCUGUGACUAGUCUGAACCUUUCCUCAGUGUUAAACUCCACCUGAAGAAAGGCUUGUCCCACCCAGCCAGCCCAUGAGCUGCUCCAGAUGUCACGGGUCAUCCCUGCACUUGUUUGCCUUCUCCACAGCUACCAGAAACAUUUCUUUGUUUUUGUUUGUUUGUGUUUUACAGUCAGCAAACUUCUUUCUGUUCUGUGGGGAAAAGAACAAACCACAGCCCUUCUUUCCUCACAGCUGUCAUUCCUGCUCAGAAACUUCAGAUUUAUGCUAAUGCUCUUAGAAAUCAUGUUCAGUACUGUAUAACAAGGGGCACUUUAGAAAUGUCUCUCCUCCUUUGAUAUAUGUGUUUUCCCUAUGGAGAAAGCUAUAUAUAAAUAUAUAUAUAUGUACACUUUGGGAUUCAGAAGAUCUAAUUUGUCCCAAAAAAUCAAUAAAUAUGAAGUUUACAAGAAA
Molecule: messenger RNA, 7441 nt
Organism: Anas platyrhynchos (mallard)
Lineage: Eukaryota; Metazoa; Chordata; Aves; Anseriformes; Anatidae
Gene: MNT
Product: MAX network transcriptional repressor
Biological process (GO): regulation of transcription by RNA polymerase II
Molecular function (GO): DNA-binding transcription factor activity, RNA polymerase II-specific; protein dimerization activity; RNA polymerase II cis-regulatory region sequence-specific DNA binding
Source: RefSeq, a predicted model, not a curated record